AUGAAUCCGAAGACAAAUAAAACAAGAGCUGUUCUUCACCACGCAAAAGCCAAGCGGAGAUUUACCUCAGCAGUGCAUGCACUAAGGGUAAUCCUGUUUUUACUUCCUCCAUCUUCAGCGAGGAGCAGGGUUAGCCCGGGACAGCUGGUCAAACCCCGAGAAACCGAUCCGCCGGAGCCCGAGCACAUCUCCCCCGCCGGCCGGGCUCGCGCAGACGCCCGCGGGCGGAGGGCGGGCUGUCGACGGCGGCGGGCGGCGGGCGGCGGGCGGCGGGGCCCGCAGCGCGGGCAGGCGGACGUGCGCGCGCGCGCGUGUGUGCGCGUGUGUGCGGGGCCUGGGUGCCUGAGCCUGUGCGUGUGUGUGUCUGUGUGUGUCUGUGUGCGCGCGUGUGCGCGCGGGUUGGCGAGGGCGCGUGUGCGCGUGUCUGCGCUCUGGGCCGCUCGGCGCGCUCGGCAAUCGAUUACAGGACAAGUGCUGCCCGGCGGCUCCGCGACGCGCGCACUCCCUCGCGCCCACCCGCGCGCCCGGCCGCGUCGUCCCCGGCCCUGCGGCCCCCCAGACGGCAGACCCCGCCCCCAAGGGGGGGGACCAGGUAACCUGCUUCCGAGACUGCCAUGGCGACACCCCACCCGCUCCCCCCAAGUCUCAAUCAAUCUCACGUUUUCUGCCGGCUGGGAAGGAAGGAUUGGAGCGGUGAAGGGAGGUUCAUUUCGGCCGCUUGAAGUUUUCUUUCCAACUGGGAUUUGUGGCGAGGCCGGGCGGAGGGAGCGGGACGACGACCCGGGCGCCCGACGCGGAGCUCAGGCAUCGGCGUCCUGGCCGGAGCCGGGGUGUGCGCCUGGACCCACCCACUCAGGCUUCGCAAUAAACUGUGCAGUGCAAUUCAGAAAACGGCACCGGGGAGUCCAGGACGCGAAUCAGGAUGAAUUGAGGGAAUGAAUUGAGAAGGAAAUUCAGGGCUUGUGCCGCAUUCACCAAAGUCAAAGGAGCGGGUGAGGGUCCAAAAAGUUGGUCCGGGGGAAGUGUCGCCGUCACUACCAGAUCAUGGUAUGUCCAACUCACCCCAAAGAAGUCAAGGUUAUGUUUACAUACUAAACCAGGGGUUCUAUUUCAUCCUCUGCAGUCGAAUAAUCCUGGCUCUGAGACUCACAAUUGUACAUGUAGAAAGGAACCUUUGUAUAAACUUUAGUAAUUCACUGCGUUCACAGUUUUUCUCUACAGUAUUUUUAUAGUGGUUAGAGGAUGUAUUUAUUUCCAUCCUUUGCUGUAACUACUCUACACACAUUUUAAAAGUACGUAUAUGGUUAUACUAUGAGUAAAAAUGUAUCACUAGGGAAGUGCAGUACCAUAUAAAUAUUCACUUUGGGGGAUUAGCGAGGCGGUGGGAGAAAACAUACCCACACCCACCAUUUUUCAAAUAGCUGCUUCUUUCUCAUUUCUUUUUGUCCCAUCCCACCGAAACUGUGCCUACCCAGCGCCAACCCUUAUCUUAGCUUUUUGCACAUUUCUUUCAUUAUACAACUUGUAAAUUUUUUUAUUUGUUGAGAUUUAAAAGAAAAUAUGUCUCCCCCCCCAACUAGAAUGUCAUCUUUUUAAGAGCAGAGAUUAUGUCUGUCCUGCUAACAAUUGUUUUCUCAGAACUAGCACAGUGUUUGGCACAUCAGUCCUCAAUAAACUUUUACUAAAUGGAUGAAUGUAGAGCUAAUCACAUAUUCACCUAGCUUUGUGUGUUAAACUGUUUUUAAGGGACAAAAAGUGUAGGAUAACAAAGAUAUAUUCUAAUUCCAUAAAGAUUUUGGUCAAGUCUUGACUCAUGAGUAAUGUUACCAACAUCAUUAACAGGUCAACUCUCUGGCUUAUGUUCAUGUGAAGAAUGUGAAUACGUUCAUAGAUAAUAUAACUUUUAUAAAUAUAAAGAGAAAGAGGGGUUAAAAUUGCGUAUCAAAUAUAAUUUUGUGUAAAAUGCCUUUAUGUUACCGCUCUGUUUCAUAAACAAAUUAUUUCAUGUUAAUGCCUGGUAAUUUAUAAACUAGGUUCACAAAGAAUGCAACAAUUUAUUCUGUAAUUGCUAAAUGCAAUUAGCAAAAGAAACUUUUUAAAAGGCAGUGUAGGUAAAAGGUACAUUAUGAAGUAUUUGUUUUCGUUCGAUGGCAUGUUUCAUCUGUGUUAGAUUUAAAAUCCCUAGUACCUUUUAAAGAAAUUUUAAUAACAGGGAAUUUAACAAAAA
This is a messenger RNA of Mustela lutreola (European mink), 2227 nucleotides long. RefSeq lists its product as uncharacterized. NCBI's taxonomy places the organism in Eukaryota, Metazoa, Chordata, Mammalia, Carnivora, Mustelidae. The transcript is spliced from 4 exons. The record is from RefSeq and is a predicted model, not a curated record. Bases 1 to 939 code for a protein of 312 amino acids.